CACAUUCCACCAGCACUCACUGCACGCGAGUCUACCCUUCCUCUGUUUGUGCUGGUCUGUGGCGGCACUUUGACUUUGUUUCUAUCACACCUCAACCUGCAUUACAGAGGGUCUUCAUAUUCAUUGACGAGCUAGACGCGAUUCUCCUGCGGUUGUGAACUUCCAAGCUUCAAGUCCAGGGUUUAUCGUGCUAAACGCUGCCACUUGACACCAAGUUGUUCAUUGCCUAUAAGCUAAGCCUGCGACAGUCGCAUACUCGCAUAACGCAUAUUAUGUCACAACCAGUGGACGCUUUGGUCGAGGAUCGUAUAUCACAGCUACAAGAAAUAUCGCAACGGAGACAGCAGCUUCUCCAAGAAAUGUACCACUUGAUGCAAAGAAGAGACGACGCUGGAGCAGCUCUGGCCUUUGAACAAGAUGAUAGCGAAGGGCUGGGCAUGUUCCUAGAGAGAUUUGACCUGGAAAAGCACCCGGACACGGGACACAUCUCCGACCUAUCCGAGGCUGAACUGCUUGGCUCCCUGAACUCGCAGUACGGCGAAGGCUCGACCAGCGACAAGGCUUCUCCGCCCGACGCUACAUUGGAAUCUCCCAUGUCUGAAGUACCUGCUUCUCCCAAGUCGACUCACGAGGAUGGGACUCCGGAGGUGGAGCAGUUGCCAGCCGCGUCAACUAGUGACAUGGAUGUUGAAGAGAUGAGCACGCAAGAUCGAUCCAGUCCUUCACGUGCCAGUACUUUCAAGGAGGAAUUGGGCUCCGAUGACAUAUUGAUACUGGAGGCGCAGCCGCAGAGAGGCAUCAAGCGAAGAAGGUCCAUGCGCUAUUCUUCAGACGAUGGUGACGAAGACCGAGAUGAGCUGGACUUGCUGUCGUCUUCGCCUUCACGUCGAUCACGUUUCACGACUAGAACCCGAUCAGCGACUCAGGAGGAAUCUCACCUUCGUCUUAACGUCCCGUAUGGUACUCCGUCUCCCCCACCCGAAUCUCAAGAACUUCGUUCCAAGGUCGAGCUAGUCUCUCCCAACAGUGAGAUGUUCGAGGAUGGGCUCACGUUGGACACUAGCCUAGAAAUUCCGGUGUCCCAGGACAGCAGUGAGCAGACCGUAGAUCACCUCUUGCAACCAUAUUCUCCUCCUGCAUCUGUUCUACCUACUGUCGUCGCUGAUCUUCAUCGACGCCGUGAGUAUCUCAUGUCGGUACCGUCGCCGCUGAAAGCUGUGGAGUUCAACUUUGAGACCGAUACCGAGCCUCUCGAGGAGCCGAUGGCUCCUACCACUCCAGAAAAAGUCUUGCCACCUCCGGAUUUUGUCCAUUUCCACCCUGCUUAUACCUUGCCUCCUUUGAGUUCUCUUCCGCCUGAAUUCAAUCGCAAGAGCAAGUCAGGUCGGCAUUCAAAGAAGCGAGAAAAGGAGAAGGAGAAGGUCGAGAAGGGAGACAACAAGAAAGAGGAAUGGGUUCCCAUGGGCAUCAACAAAUGGGGUGCUGUUGUUCGUGCCAAUCCUGUUUGGAAGAAGCUCUCCAAAGCUUCUAAGUGCCUCAACAGUCGCGACUGGAAUAUCGGCAUGACUGAGCUUCGUUUCAUCCGCACACUGGAUCGUGUAGAGAUGUUGAAGGAAGGCGGAUGGAGUUUCAGACAACCGAAGAAGCACAGAGCUAAUCACAUGGCGAAAACUCAUUGGGAUUACCUCAUGGACGAGAUGAAAUGGAUGCGGAUCGAUUUCCGUGAAGAACGGAGAUGGAAGAUCGCGCUAGCCUUCACUCUCGCACACUCAGUUAUGGAUUGGCAUCGAGCGGGUUCGCUGGAGGAAAGGGUGCGGAGGGGCAUUUGUGUUUUGUGGAAACCGCCACUGCCUGAAGAGGAAUCCGAAGAAAUCGACCAGACGUCAGGCCCCUUGGAAGACGUUGAGAUCCCAGAUAUGGAUGACGAUCGUGGAGAAGAUUCCAGAGAGACGACCACGCCUGCAAACGAGUAUGCUUCGGAUGAUGAAAGCGAUGAGGAGACAGAGAAAGAGCAGCGCGACAUCUUUGAUGCCCUUGCACCGUCGAUCGUAAUCGAGGAUGCAUUCAGUACGCCGCAGGCACCCCCCGCAGGCGACAACGAUAAUCUCGAACGCAUUGAGCCGAAGCUAGAGGACGUGGAGGAUCUAUCUGCUCUGCGGAAUCCAAGUGAUUUGGAGCGAAGUGACACCAUGGAUGUGGACGAGAAGGAAGGCAUCUCCCAAGCUGGAGACAAUAAUCUUUCCGAGCUCAAGGCAGAGGAGCAGGGUGCAACUGACCUGUCUGGGCUCAACGAUCGUUCCCAGAAUCCGAUGCUCGUCAACCUAAGUGCUCACGUACCAGACAAUCAUGUGCAUUCGCCCUCGAAGCACAAGUUCAAGUCUACCCUCUAUGCUCCGUUGCGUGAACAGCUUAUCUAUUCUGACGUUGGGAAACUGUUUGUGGAUUCGGACGAUCUGGACUUGGCUAAAGGCAUGUCGGAGCUCACAGCAGAUGACCAUCUGCAUCAUGCACAUCCCCCAUUGCCGGACCUGUCGUCCAUCUUUCCAGACCUGGUCCCAUUUGGCCUUGUCGACCCUGCCUCCGGUUCGUCUAUCGCUGAAGGCAAGAAGAAGUCGGACAAGAAGAGCGAGAAGGACGAUCCGACUAAGAGAGUCGAGGACGUCGCUUGCAGCAAGCUUGUGCCGCUAUCCGAGUUCAUGUAUGUAAAGCCUACCCUUCUCAGCGCUUUGCAGCCAUCCCGGCAUUGGCAAGAAGACCAUUGGGAUAAUCGUGAAGACUUCCCCGUUUUUGUGGAGCUUGAAGGUCCAUCGACACGAACGGUUGAUGAAAAUCUGCUUGGUCUCUUUGACGGCACCAAAUCAGGCUCUCCUUCAACGCAUAUACAACAAUUGCCGACAGUCAGCAGGGAAAUUCGCAAGCGUGUGGCUGAGCAAGUGUGGACACCGUACGAGGAUAACAUGCUGAAGCAAUUAGCAGAACGAUAUCCCAACAACUGGCGAUUGAUUGCAGAUGCUUUCAAGUCAUCGAGGGUAACCAUCAAAACGGACGAGCGAAGUCCUAUUGAUUGCUAUGAACGCUGGAAUGUACGAUGGGGCGGCGGCCGGGCCCCCGAAGAGGACCAUCAGCCACAGGUCGUCGCAACUCCUACUCAGAUGACAACUAGAGGUCACAAGCGCUCAGCAAAUGCCAACGUUGCUCUGGCAAAUGCUACAGUUCCUCCCCCGCCAAUCCUGCCGCCGGUACCGAAGAAACAGCGUAGACAUACUCUCAUGUUUGAAGCUAUACGGAAGGCGAUGAAAAAGAAAGAAGCAGCUUACAAGGCCAAUGUGGCCCAGCGUAAGCCGUCAAUUGUCCACGACACUCAUAGUUCGGUCAAUUCGCUGCCCAAAAUGACCCCGGCGGAGUUGAGUCGUAAGAAGGCCGAGAAGGAGGCAGCAGCAAAUCAGGAGGCCCUAGUCAGGAAAAGGGAGGCUGAUCUCGCGAGACAAACACAGUAUAUACGGGAACAAGCACAAAGACAACAGGGUCAAUUACUUCAGCAACCACAUCCGCAACAACCACAGCCGCAACAGGCUCAGCAAACUCAGCAGCAGCUUCAACAGAUCCAAAGUGCCUUGGCAAGACCAGUUGGCACUAAUCUAGCGCAGGCCCAGAUACCUCAGAUUCGAAGUCAGGUUGGUAUAUCUCAACAGCAGCAGAGGUUGUCCAAUCCGAUGGCUCUGGCGAACACGCGUAUCUCACCGACACAGAUGAUGCAGGCGCAAGCCCAGGCUCAAGCCCGAGCUCUUGCUCAUGCCCAAGCGCAGGCAGCCUCGAGCGCCUUGAGCGCGUCAGCGAUGAAUGGCAACCAUUUGUCUCCUCCGUAUGCUGCCCGUGCUGCGAGCUCAUCGCCUGGUCUUCCUCAUCAAUCCCCGCCUCUCUCGUCCGGCACGCCGGUGAACGCAGCGAACUCGCCACGGCCACAGUCGACGCAGCCGCAUAUGGGUGUCGCGGGAGUGGCGCAGAACGUCGCCGGUAUCCCUCGCCAGGCUGGCAUGGGUUUCUACCACAUACCUCAGCUGCAUGGCACGCAGUUUGCUACGGAGCAGACUGCUGAACAAGUUAUGCAGCUGCAAAAUCUGGUCAGGUUGCAGCAGGCACAGCGAAAUGUGGCCAACCACGGCCAGAACCCUGUUAACGGCUCAUACUCCCAGUCGUGAUCUGCACACCAUAAUAUUGACACAUUGCAUCGUCGCAUAUGAUCUUUCUGCAAUUCUUGUCUGGGACCGUCGUGCAUGUAUCUAUUAGUUUCGUAACGCAUGUGAUUGUCC
Messenger RNA from Laetiporus sulphureus 93-53, 4310 nucleotides. RefSeq lists its product as uncharacterized. Bases 273 to 4199 code for a protein of 1308 amino acids. Lineage: Eukaryota; Fungi; Basidiomycota; Agaricomycetes; Polyporales; Laetiporaceae. The record is from RefSeq and is a predicted model, not a curated record. The transcript is spliced from 9 exons.